GGGUCCGCGGCGCGGCGCGCGAGGCGCUGGUUCCCAGCAGCGAGCCGCGAGCGCCCGCCGGGUCCCGGACGCCAGGACAAGCCCGGACAUAACUCCGGCCCGGUCGGCCAUCGCCCGGGGCUGUGUCCAGCCGCAGCAGGACAGAGAGAGGGAACCGACGCGGAGCCCGGCUCUCGCCGGCCGGGCGGUGUGGACAGGGGAAGGGAGGUGCAGAGUCGCUGAACUCACGGGCAGCGGUGGACCGUCCGAAGGCUGCGGGAUGCGAGCGGAGGACAAGGGCGUGCUCGGGGGCGGCGGCGGCGGCAGCGACGCGGGACUGGCGGGCGCCGCGGCGCGGGGGCAGGUGGAGAAGGUGCGGCAGCUCCUGGAAGCCGGCGCCGACCCCAACCGAGUCAACUGCUACGGGAGGCGCCCGAUCCAGGUCAUGAUGAUGGGCAACACCCGCGUGGCCGAGUUGCUGCUGCUCCAUGGGGCCGAGGCCAACUGCGCCGACCCCGCCACCCUCACCCGGCCCGUGCACGACGCGGCCCGGGAGGGCUUUCUGGACACGCUGGUGAUGCUGCACCGGGCCGGGGCGCGGCUGGACGUGCGAGACGCCUGGGGCCGGCUGCCCGUGGACCUGGCUGAGGAGCGGGGCCACUGGGAGGUGGCGCGGUACCUGCGCGCGGCCGCGGGGGAUUGAUGGCAAGUCCCCCCUCCCGCCCCCGGCCGCCCCACGAGGACAUUUUUUUCCUCCCCAGCACCCCGCUUCCCUCAAACCCAGUUCAAAGAAGUCUGCAACACAGGACCGGACAGCAGAGCCUCUCAAAGCCUGUCCAGCCUUCCCCAGCCACUCAGCUUCCCCGGAGGAGCCAAACAGGCAUAAGUUGCUACACGUUUUUUGGGAGAAGCCGAAGGCAGAAAGGUGGGGCAAAACUGGAUCACCGACUUUUAGGGAUGUGUGGUGCUCCAGGUGUCCUGCUCGUCUCUGGACUUGGUGAUGGAUGGAACGCACAAGUGACAGUGACGGCCGCGAACCUUCCCAGAGCUGACGCUGCGGUGGGUGUUGGUGGCGGAGGUGAUCGCAACUAGGGCGCAGGCAGUGGGUACUUUUGCCCCUACUGACCUGGAGGAGCUUCCCCUUGAACCCCAGUUGCAGGUCGUAAUCCCUGGCGGCUAGAGGAGACCCGGAAGACUAGAUUUGGGGGAGUGGCAAUGAGGUGGGCACCCGGUAAGGUCUGCCAUCUGGGCAGUGCAGGACAAUUCAUUUGCAAAAUAACACUCUCCAGAAGAAGCCCUGAGGACCCCCGCUCAGCUCCCUCAGGUAGCAGACAGGGAGAAGAAGACAUGGGGGCCACAGCAAAUCUGCCCCUGUGUCCUAAGAUGUAUCCCAGUGAAACAGCAGCUCUCCAAAGGUGCUGGCUGGCUUUCAGUUAAGUCUUGAUUGAAUUGGCAUCUAGGACGCAGCCAAAGUCAGUGCAGUGUCACCGUGAGAACACACUGGGAGCAGGCAUUCUAAGGAUGUGCUAUGUAAGAUAGAACACAAAUCCCCCUAUGAAUUGUCGUUUAAGAAGAUUUUAGUGAUGGUUUGAACUUUUGCAUUGUUCUUUUCUGACAGUGUAUUUAAGGGGGAGACUAACUCAUGGUCCUUGGUAAAGAGGUCAAACAGAAAGAUUUUGUUGUUGUUGCUUUAAACAAAGGGAAACAGAGCCUCUCUACAUAGUCUAGUCUAGCGCCCUCAAUCCCUCAAUCUUCCUGCCCCAGCCUUCCAGUCUUGCACCACUGUGUACAGAUGAACUACAGAUUUUUAACAGAACUACGGCAUAUGGCAAGCCAAUGCCAUUUUUCUUUUCACCCAACACCUAGAUUAGCUUCAUACUAAACCUAUUUAUUUUCCUUGUUCAUUUUUUUCUCACUGUUUGCUUUAUAGAGUAUUUCAGGGGAAUAUUCCUAGUGUUUAGAAGAUAGAUGGACUUGCCCAGUAAAUUAUUUUGGGAUUAUUUCUCAAACGGUGCUGAAAAGGCAGAAUGAGUAUAAACCUGUUAAAAACAUGAUUGCUUGUGGGAUUCUAGCUGAACAAAUUACUAGUAUACUGCUUUGGAACUUAAUUUCAGUGUUGUUUAAUUCCUUAUAGAAUUGGAACAACUGAUAUUUCACUGAUUUAAUAAAGAUUAAGCAGUAUAGAUUCGGAUCUAGGAUUUGGUUUGGCUUUAAAAUGUAUUUUCAUGAACUUAACCGGUGAUUUCUAAAAUAUUAAAGGUUCAAAAAUAUUUACACCUUU
Dipodomys spectabilis (banner-tailed kangaroo rat) is the source of this 2260-nucleotide messenger RNA. RefSeq names its product cyclin dependent kinase inhibitor 2B (gene Cdkn2b). Gene Ontology annotation, molecular function: protein kinase binding; cyclin-dependent protein serine/threonine kinase inhibitor activity. Bases 260 to 682 code for a protein of 140 amino acids. The record is from RefSeq and is a predicted model, not a curated record. The transcript has 2 exons. NCBI's taxonomy places the organism in Eukaryota, Metazoa, Chordata, Mammalia, Rodentia, Heteromyidae. Gene Ontology annotation, biological process: regulation of cyclin-dependent protein serine/threonine kinase activity; negative regulation of cell population proliferation. Gene Ontology annotation, cellular component: nucleus.